CAAUUUAUUUCUAAGGAUUCAUAUGUCAUCCCACUCCCUUCUUAAAUCACACCACUACCUCACACACUAAACACCAAACUUUUACACAUACAUACACAAAACAAACCAAAGAUGGACAAAAGAGUCAAACUCAAUCUCUGUUGCUUCUUGUUCCUAUUACUACCAUCCUUAUUCAAUGUUUCCUUAGCCUUAAAGACACAAGAUUCAUCAUCAUUAGCUAAUAAAUCAAAUCCAUUUUCACCUAAAUCUUCUCUAACUCGAUAUUGGAAAUCCCAAAUCAACAAUAAACUUCCUAUACCAUCUUUUCUUUUAUCAAAAGCAUCUCCACUUCCACCUUUAGAAUUCUCUUUAUUCACAAAAUUAGCUACUAAUCACACUCUUUCAUCUCACUUACCAUCCUUUUGUUCUUUAGCCAAUUUAUGCUGUUUUUCCGAAUCCACCUCCACAAACCGGGUCAACGCUAAAGACUCUGAUUUUGCGGUCUACGACUCUAAACGGUUCUCUAACUAUAGCCCAGGUCGCCUUGGGGGUGGGGACACUUUUAAAAACUACUCAGAAAAUACAAACUUUGCUUCUAGUGGGUUCACAAAAUAUAGUGGUGGAUCAACGGGCCAUCAUGAAGGGUUCACUUCUUAUGCUACUGAUGCCAAUGUAGCUACCUCAAAUUUCACUAGCUAUGCCACCGAUGCCACUGGGGGCACGGGUGAUUUCACUUCGUAUAUGCCACGUGUCAAUGUGCCGGAUCUUCGGUUCGGGUCUUACUCUGCCAAUGGGAAUAAUCAUCCCAUGUCGUUUAAGAGUUAUGCGGAUGAUACAAAUUCUGGGAGCCAACAGUUUUCGAACUAUGCCAAAAAUGGGAAUGGUGUACCCGUGGGGUUUACGAGCUAUGGGGAUACGUCGAAUGUAAUUGGGUCGGGUUUUUCACAUUAUGGUGAGUUGGCGAAUGCGGCUAAUGAUAGUUUCAAGGGGUAUACAUCUAAUGCUAAUAACCCGAAAAAUGAUUUUAAGGCGUAUGGUGGUGGUGGAGGAAAUGCGGGUUCGGAUAGUUUUGUGAGUUAUCGUGAUAAUGCGAACUCGGGUACGGAUAGUUUUUUGUCAUAUGGUAAGAAAUCGAAUUCUGGCAAAUCGAUUUUUGUGAAUUAUGGGAAAUCUUUUAACCCGGGAUCGGAUUCGUUUAAGGAAUAUGGUAAAGGAUCUACGGGUCAACACACCAGUUUUAGUAUUUACGCUUUGAAUACAACGUUCAAAGAUUAUACUAAAACUGGUGUCACAUUUGGUCAAUAUACCAAGCCCGGUUUGAAAGAGGGUUCCACGAGGGUUGAUGGCAGUUUGGUAAAUAAAUGGAUCGAACCGGUAAAAUUCUUUAGGGAAAAAAUGUUAAAAAAAGGGAUCGUUAUGAUGAUGCCUGACAUCAUCGAUAAGAUGCCUAAACGGUCCUUUUUACCCCGGGCCAUUACAUCAAAUUUACCAUUUGCAUCUAACAAACUAAAUAACGUGAAAGAAAUUUUCCAAGCGAAAGACAACUCCAUUCUGGAGCGUGUUAUAACCCACACGCUCUCAGAAUGUGAGAGGGCUCCAAGCCCAGGUGAAACCAAACAAUGUGUGGGCUCAAUCGAGGACAUGGUCGACUUUGCGGUCUCAGUUUUGGGUCACGAUGUGGUGGCUAGAACAACCGAAAAUGUUAAAGGGUCAAAGGAAGAAGUGAUGAUAGGUGAAGUCAAAGGAGUCAAUGGUGGUAAGUUGACUAAGUCAGUGUCCUGCCAUCAAAGCUUGUACCCAUACCUAAUGUAUUAUUGCCACUCUGUACCGAAAGUGAGAGUCUACGUGGCCGAUAUACAUGACGUGGAUAGUAAGGCAAAGAUAAACACUGGUGUUGCUAUAUGUCAUAUUGACACGUCAUCAUGGAGCCCAGGUCAUGCAGCUUUCGUGGCUCUUGGACCUGGUCCGGGUCGCAUUGAAGUUUGUCAUUGGAUAUUUGAAAAUGACAUGACAUGGACCACGUCGGAUUGAAGACGCUAUGUGUGUGUUUUUUAAACAUUCAUUUAUUUCAUAGUAAUGUUCUUUAAUUGUCUUGAGAUGUAGUAUCUUUAUUUUCGUCGACGAUUCUAACUUUGAUGUCUUUUUAUAAAGGUUUUGAUGUUUUUAUCAAUGACAAAUAACAGUAAUAGAUUGCGUGUCAA
Erigeron canadensis is the source of this 2180-nucleotide messenger RNA. Its product is annotated as polygalacturonase 1 beta-like protein 3. Lineage: Eukaryota; Viridiplantae; Streptophyta; Magnoliopsida; Asterales; Asteraceae. The record is from RefSeq and is a predicted model, not a curated record. The coding region runs from base 112 to 2010 and encodes 632 amino acids. The transcript has 2 exons.